Molecule: messenger RNA, 2014 nt
Organism: Oryctolagus cuniculus (rabbit)
Lineage: Eukaryota; Metazoa; Chordata; Mammalia; Lagomorpha; Leporidae
Gene: FMOD
Product: fibromodulin
Molecular function (GO): protein binding
Source: RefSeq, a predicted model, not a curated record
GCCGGGGGCGGAUUCGGGUCUCCGCGCGCCCUGGCGAGCUCCGCCCCUGCCGCCCGCCAGGGAGCCGGCCCGCUCCGCAACCCCUCUCUCCAGGCUCCUGGUUAGGAAUUUGGGGGCGGGCCCUGGCCUGGCACGGCCGCGCACUCUCAGCAGAGCUCACUUUGCUCUCCUCGCGCCCACGUUCUGCAGCCCAAGGAGGCCGGACCGAGGGACGUGGGCACUCUUCCUCCGCUCAGCUCGAGAGACACGAUGCAGUGGGCCUCCCUCCUGCUGCUCGCGGGGCUCUGCUCCCUGUCCCGGGCCCAGUAUGACGAAGACCCGCACUGGUGGUUCCACUACCUCCGCAGCCAGCAGUCCACCUACUACGACCCAUAUGACCCUUACCCGAACGAGCCCUACGAGCCAUACCCCUACGGGGUGGAAGAGGGCCCGGCCUAUGCCUACGGCUCCCCGUCCCCGCCGGAGCCCCGCGACUGCCCCCAGGAGUGCGACUGCCCCCCCAACUUCCCCACCGCCAUGUACUGUGACAACCGCAACCUCAAGUACCUGCCCUUCGUGCCGUCCCGCAUGAAGUACGUCUACUUCCAGAACAACCAGAUCACCGCCAUCCAGGAGGGCGUCUUCGACAACGCCACCGGGCUGCUCUGGGUCGCCCUGCACGGCAACCAGAUCACCAGCGACAAGGUGGGCCGCAGGGUCUUCUCCAAGCUCAGGCACCUGGAGAGGCUGUACCUGGACCACAACAACCUGACCCGGAUGCCGGGCCCGCUGCCCCGCUCGCUGCGGGAGCUCCACCUGGACCACAACCAGAUCUCGCGCGUGCCCAACAACGCCCUGGAGGGGCUGGAGAACCUCACGGCCCUGUACCUGCAGCACAACGAGAUCCAGGAGGUGGGCAGCUCCAUGAGGGGCCUCCGCUCGCUCAUCCUGCUGGACCUGAGCUACAACCACCUGCGCCGGGUGCCCGACGGGCUGCCCUCGGCCCUCGAACAGCUCUACCUGGAGCACAACAACGUCUACACCGUCCCCGACAGCUACUUCCGGGGGUCGCCCAAGCUGCUAUACGUGCGGCUGUCCCACAACAGCCUCACCAACAGCGGCCUGGCCUCCAACACCUUCAACUCCAGCAGCCUGUUGGAGCUCGACCUCUCCUACAACCAGCUACAAAAGAUCCCCCCAGUCAGCACCAACCUGGAGAACCUCUACCUGCAAGGCAACAGGAUCAAUGAGUUCUCCAUCAGCAGCUUCUGCUCCGUGGUGGACGUCAUGAACUUCUCCAAGCUGCAGGUGCUGCGCCUGGACGGCAACCAGCUGAAGCGCAGUGCCAUGCCGGCCGACGCACCCCUCUGCCUGCGCCUGGCCAGCCUCAUCGAGAUCUGAGCAGCCCCGGCCCCGCCCCACCGCAUCCGGCUUGAUGGCCCGAUGGGAGAGGCAGACUCAGCCAGCCCUGGGCUUGCCUGCUGGCCGCAGGGCGGUCUGCGUGAACGGACCAGCUCUGAGGCAGCAGCUCCAGCUGGAGAUGCUCACGGGGUCCGGGAAGGCGCAGACCCGCCCGUGCUGGCCGGGACCCUCUGAGCUACGCCUUCGGCAUUGAAGACGCCUGCUGCAUUACAGCUUGGCGGGGGGCAGUGACUUCUUCCCGCUUCUGAAACGUCCCGCUGCCCGGGGCCUAACCCCCCUGCUGCUGGGGGCACCACUGGGUUGUGGCCAGCCAGGGAGCUGGGGCCAAGCACUGGCUGGCCAAGGCCCUGCCCAGACGCCAUCCACCCUGACACUAUGCAUGCUUCCGGCACCAGGGAGAGGGGGAGGAAUCCUCGGACUGUGCUCUCGGCCCCAGACCCGAAAUCCACAAAAGCCAAACCAGCUCGUUCCAGCGGAGGCGCCCUGGCUGGAGGGCCAUGGCCGCCCCCUGCCCAGGGCCCUCAGAGAGCCCUCUGCCUGUAUAAACGAUUCCUGGCUACAGGGGAAGCUCGUGUGGUGGCCAGCCUGACAAUAAAGUUACCUUACUGCUGCA